AUUCCUACGGCAGUGGCCGUGGCAGGCGCCGUUGUGUGUGCUCGUGCGGACCGUGGAGUGGCCAGCGGCGGCUAGAGUGUGUCAGUCGGUUGGCGAGUCGCGGCGCUGCUUCCCGACGCGUAUGUGACUUUGCGGUGGCGGCGGCGGUGCCCGCGAUAGAUAGAGCGAUAGCGCGAGUGGGUUCGCUGUGGUAAGACGAGGGUAGAAGUGGUGCAGUGCUGGUGGUGGUGACGACGACGACGGCGACGGCGGCGAUACCUCAUCCACGUCGGCGGUCAAGCCUGCUGCUGCUGAACGCGCGCUCUGCUGUGUGGUCCAUGUGCUCUGACUGCUGACUAAAAUGCUUAUUAAGGAAUUCCGUGUCACUCUGCCGCUCACAGUGGAAGAGUAUCAAGUCGCUCAACUGUACUCUGUAGCGGAGGCUAGCAAAAAUAACACAGGUGGUGGAGAAGGCAUUGAGGUUUUAAAGAAUGAACCGUUUACGGAUUACCCACUGCUCGGUGGGAAGUACUCGUCAGGUCAAUAUACAUACAAGAUUUAUCACUUAGCUAGUAAAGUGCCUGCUUUCAUUCGCAUUUUACUGCCGAAAAACUCGCUGGAGAUACACGAAGAGGCUUGGAACGCUUAUCCCUAUUGUAAAACAGUUAUUACUAACCCAGGUUAUAUGAAGGAUAACUUUGUGAUCAUGAUAGAGUCAUUUCAUAUUGGUGACGUCGGCAAUCAACAUAAUGUUCACGAGCUGCCGCCAGAUAAGCUCAAGAUUAGAGAGAUUGUGCAUAUAGAUAUCGCGAACGAUCCGAUUGCCAGCGCUGAUUACAAGGAGGAUGAGGAUCCGACCAAGUUUAAGUCACAGAAGACUGGUCGAGGUCCUCUCAUAGGCAAGGAGUGGAAGAAUAGCGUUCAGCCUGUCAUGACGUGCUACAAGCUAGUCACUUGUGAAUUUAGAUGGUUCGGUCUGCAGACCCGCGUCGAGGGCUUCAUCCAGAAGGCGGAGAGGCGUCUGUUCACUAAUUUUCAUAGACAAGUUUUCUGCUGGACAGAUCGUUGGUAUGGUCUAACCAUGGAGGAUAUUAGAGCAAUCGAAGACAAUACUAAAGAGGAACUAGACAGGCAAAGACAUCAAGGAGAAGUGCGGGGUAUGCGCGCUGAUGAUUGAGGCUUUGAUAGCUUCUAUAACGAACGGUUAAAUCAAUUCUCUUAUACAUGUCAACACAAAUACAUACGCAUACCUACAGAUAUACACCCUGUUACGCUCUGUCAUAGACGAUUCCACAGGAUUCGAACGAUUUCCGGCGUUUACGUGUCUAGAUUCAGUGUCUACUACAAAUUACUUACAAUUUUAAUUUAUUUUACAUUUACAAGCGUUUUAGAUAAAUGUAUCUACAGUCAAAGAUUGUCAUUAUAACGUAGUUAUUACUGUAAAAGAAGGGAGGGAGGAAAUGUGCAAAAAAGAAAACCAGCUGUCUGGUUCUUGUUCAAUGCAUAAUUAUGAAAGAGAGAAUUUGGUUUUCGCGAAAACCGUAUAUAGAUGGAGAGUUGCGAUUACUUAACGGCAUUGUAGUUCGAUAAAAAACUAGGUAUCGAGGUUCAUUAAUGAGCAACAAGAUGCUUGCUACAAAGUACAUAAAAGGAAAAAAAAGUGGGAAGGAAUAUGUGAUUUAACAUUGCAAGUUUGAUCGUAGUUAAAUAGUUAAAAGAAUCCACAGUUUAAUAUAUUAUUAAUGUACAAUUGAGAAAAUCUCUAAAUGUUGCAUAUUAACGGUCCGUGUCUCGGGGUAUUAUUAUUUCGGCCGGAAGAGUGAUCGUGUAUUUUCAGAUGACAUUUCGAGAAUAUUUUUCUCAAACUCACGAGCGUACGACCCGGAAGUGAUUGAAGUCGGAAACGAGUAUUAACGGUCUCGUGUGUGUGUGUGUCUACAGUUACUUGGUAAGAUUUCCGAUAUUCUCCAACCAUGAAGCAAGAUAUAAUCGCGAUAGAUUCUAAUUUACAACGACCUUACGUUUGCUCCGACUGUCAACGACGAAUGCGAGACGCUUUAUGUGUUUAAUCUCCCAAAACAAAAAUUAGGACCAAACUGAUGGAUUUUUUAAUUAUACAUAUUGCGACGGUUGAGAACGGCAGAACAUUAACAAUAUCAAAUUAUUUCAUGAGAAUGGGGGAGACGAUGUAUUCUAUGUAAAAUGCUCACACACUGAUAUACAUACACACACACACACACACACACACACACACACACACACACACACACACACAUACAUAUAUAUAUAUAUGUAGAAGCAAAGUUUAGGCUAUUUCAAUAUUGGUGACAGCGGGUGAACGGCGGAAGGGUGCGUUAUUGUAUAUAAAAAUAAGGCAUACAAAUGAAAUUCAAAUUUAAAUGGCAUGUAUGUAAUGUUUCUUUGCAUUCCACUGGAUCUCUGAGUACAACCGAGCAAGUAUUUCGGAACGCUGUUCUUCGAGCCGAUCGCAAUUAUCCUCGUGUUAGCAGUCGCUCGCUCGCUCGCUCUCUCUCACUCCCACUCUUUCCUGUUACGUUAUGUCGUGUAUCGAUAUACACAAGACAAAUGUUUACGUAGCGGACUUGUUUCCGUCAAACGAGCGCAGAACUGCUGUACACGCGAAUUAUCUCCCAGAAUGUAUUUAAAAAAAAAAA
This is a messenger RNA of Odontomachus brunneus, 2654 nucleotides long. RefSeq names its product phosphatidylinositol transfer protein alpha isoform (gene vib). Gene Ontology annotation, molecular function: phosphatidylinositol transfer activity; phosphatidylinositol binding; phosphatidylcholine intramembrane carrier activity. Gene Ontology annotation, cellular component: cytoplasm. Bases 341 to 1156 code for a protein of 271 amino acids. The transcript is spliced from 6 exons. The record is from RefSeq and is a predicted model, not a curated record. NCBI's taxonomy places the organism in Eukaryota, Metazoa, Arthropoda, Insecta, Hymenoptera, Formicidae. Gene Ontology annotation, biological process: phospholipid transport.